AUGGAGACCGUAACCACGCCCGGCGGCGACCGGCCCUCCACCCCGACGCCCUCCCAGCUGCCCCCCGUCCCCUCGUCGCCAGUCUACUCUCUCGCCUCGACCGCGAACCCGCUCUCCUCCUACCACCUCCCGCUCCCGCCGCCCCCGCGGCCCCUCCAUGCCGUCCUCACCAAGUCCGACCUCGAGCUCUCCCAGGCCGCCUACUCCGACCUCAUCCAGACCGCAAAGUCCUACCGCCUCGCUCUCGCCUCGCUAUCCAACGCCGCCUCCGCCUUCGGCUCCGCCCUCGAGUCCUGCGCCCGGCUCAAGGAGGCCCGCGCCGAGUCCCUCUCGUCCGCCUCCCAGACCGGCGCCGCCCUCUCCGCCAGCUUCACCGCCGGCGCCAAGGGCGCUUGCACCGCCGACCUGCUCCUGUCCGCUUCGGGCGUCCACCACCUCGUCGCGAACCACCAGCAGAUCCUCUCCGAGACCGUCUACCGCGACUUCGAGGUGCCCCUGUUGCAUGAGCUCGACAAGUGGCGCCAGCGCGUUGAGGACGAGGAGGAGGCCUACCUACGCGAGGUCAAGGCCCGGAACCUCGAGAUCAGGCGGCUCGAGAAGGAGGGGCUGAAGCUCCACAAGCAGCGCAGGCGCGACGUCGGCAGCUUCAGGGCCCACCUCGUCGACCUGACGACCAAGCUCGACGGCCUGACGUCGCUACACGGGGACCAUGCCAGGACCCUACUGCGCGAGAGCCAGGACACGAGCGGGCGCAUCCUCGAGGCCUCGUGCAGCCUUGUCCGCGCCGAGGUCGACAUUUUCGAGUCGCUGGCGAGGAAGGGCUGGUCUGGCGGAGGGCUGGACGAGCUGCUGGAGAAGGGCGCCGACCUGUUCGCCAGCGACGAGGUCGGCGAAUACCCCGGGCUCGGCGCUGGCUCCGGCGGGUCGGCCGAGUCCGCGAAGCUGUUCAGCAUCUUGCCGCCCAAGAGCAUCCUCGCGGACGCCGCGUCCGACGUCACACGCCACGGGGGCCACCACCGAGGCGACAGCCUCCUGAGCGACCCGGACCGUUACCAGAGCCUCACCGCCGCCGCCGCCGCCGCCAACGCCACCGCAUCGUCGGGGCUGGGGGAUGACAACGACGCGGACAGCAUCUUUUCCGAGACCAACUUCAACAGGCCCAGGGGCGUGCGGCCCUUCUCGCCCCAGCCUAUCAGGCGGCACGCUACCGACGUCACGUUCGACAGCCUGGGCGUCGGGCUGGGCGAGGGCUCGCAGAGAGACGACAGGGCCGCCGAGGAGACGCGGCACGACGUGCUCCGCGAGGAAGACGAGGCCGAGACGUACGAGCAGACCGACAGGAGCCCCUGGGAGGAAGAAGUGCAGCACAGAGGAAAGGGGGGGCACGGAGCCGAGUCCGGCAACACCGCGGCCGUUGAGGACGCGGACGCCGCGAACGGGACGGCGGAGAGGGGAAGGCUGGGGAGGCGGUGGGGCGUGAAUGAAGAAGAAGACGACGCGUAG
Molecule: messenger RNA, 1503 nt
Organism: Colletotrichum graminicola M1.001
Lineage: Eukaryota; Fungi; Ascomycota; Sordariomycetes; Glomerellales; Glomerellaceae
Exons: 1
Coding region: 1-1503 (500 amino acids)
Biological process (GO): vacuole fusion, non-autophagic
Cellular component (GO): fungal-type vacuole membrane
Molecular function (GO): phospholipid binding
Source: RefSeq, a predicted model, not a curated record